This is a messenger RNA of Brassica oleracea var. oleracea, 1488 nucleotides long. RefSeq names its product growth-regulating factor 3-like. Lineage: Eukaryota; Viridiplantae; Streptophyta; Magnoliopsida; Brassicales; Brassicaceae. Gene Ontology annotation, molecular function: ATP binding. The transcript has 4 exons. The record is from RefSeq and is a predicted model, not a curated record. Gene Ontology annotation, cellular component: nucleus. Bases 268 to 1428 code for a protein of 386 amino acids. Gene Ontology annotation, biological process: regulation of DNA-templated transcription; DNA-templated transcription; developmental process.
CUGUCUUUUUCUCUCUCAAGUCCCUAAUAAAAACCUCUUUCCCCCUUCUCUCUCUCUAUCUGCAGGAGAAGCUCAGAUAUACAGAAACUGACUACAAAGAACAAAGCUGAGAGGAAAAAAAGUUGUUCUUUUCUUCUUUUGCUAGUCACAACCCAAACAAGACUCUCCUAUUUGUUGCCAUAGGCUAUUGAAUCACACCCUGGAACACAAUACAAAAAGGUUGAAACACCAAUAAUCUCAAAAAGCAGCCAACACUCUCUCUUUCCCAUGGAUUUGCAACUGAAACAGUGGAGAAGCCAGCAGGUGCAGCAGCAGACAGAGCCAGAAGAACAGCCUUCUGCAGCUAAGAUACCAAAGCAUGUUUUUGAUCAGUUUCAACCCCAAACUGCAGCUUCUACUGCUCUUCCACUCUUUACCCCUGAUCCUACACCUUCCAAACUCUCCUCUCUGUCUUCUGAUUCUUCUGCCAGGUUCCCCAAGAUGGGGAGCUUCUUUAGCUGGGCACAGUGGCAAGAGCUUGAGCUACAAGCACUGAUCUACAGGUACAUGUUGGCUGGAGCUGCUGUUCCACAAGAGCUUCUUUUGCCCAUCAAGAAAAGUCUUCUCCAUCUAUCUCCUUCCUACUUCCUUCACCAACACCUCCCUCAUUACCAGCCUGCUUGGUAUUUGGGGAGGGGGGCGAUGGAUCCUGAGCCAGGGAGAUGCAGGAGAACGGAUGGCAAGAAGUGGAGAUGCUCAAGGGACGUCUUCGCUGGCCACAAGUAUUGCGAGCGCCACAUGCACCGUGGCCGCAACCGUUCAAGAAAGCCUGUGGAAACUCCAACCGUCAAUGCCACCACUACUACCAUGGCUGCUGCUGCAGCAGCCGCAGCACCAGCUCCAACAACAACAACUUCGUUUGCUUUUGGCGGUGGUGAGGAAGUGGGUCAAGGAGGAUCUCCUUGUUUCUUCUUCUCUGGCUCUUCCAACUCUUCAUCUGAACUUCUCAACCUUAGUCAAAGUUGUUCAGAGAUGAAGCAAGACACCAACAACAACAACAAGAGGCCGUACGAGUCUCAUAAUGGAUUCGGCAACAACACAUCAGACGGAGGCCAUACUUUAAGGCACUUCUUUGACGACUGGCCUCGCUCUGAAGCGGACAAUAAUAAUUCAAGCCCUAUGACCUCAGCUACUUGUCUUUCUAUCUCCAUGCCAGGAAACAGCUCCUCAGACGUCUCUCUGAAGCUGUCAACUGGCAAUGAAGAGGAAGCUAGGAGCAAUGGGAGGGACCAGCAAAACAUGAGCAGCUGGUGGAGUGGUGGAGGUCCCCAUCACAACAACAACAACCACAUGGGAGGACCGUUGGCCGAAGCCCUGAGAUCUUCCUCCUCGACUUCCCCAACCAGUGUUCUCCAUCAGCUCGGUGUUGCAACGCAAGCCUUUCAUUGAACAAUGUAUAACCAACACAACUUCGCUGAUUUUUUUACUGUUAUGUUUUUGGUUCUUGUU